Molecule: messenger RNA, 4433 nt
Organism: Paramacrobiotus metropolitanus
Lineage: Eukaryota; Metazoa; Tardigrada; Eutardigrada; Parachela; Macrobiotidae
Product: receptor-type guanylate cyclase Gyc76C-like
Exons: 17
Coding region: 1700-4276 (858 amino acids)
Biological process (GO): receptor guanylyl cyclase signaling pathway; protein phosphorylation; intracellular signal transduction
Molecular function (GO): peptide receptor activity; ATP binding; guanylate cyclase activity
Source: RefSeq, a predicted model, not a curated record
GUUAUUUAUUCUUCCAGACUCUGUUAUUUUAGUUUUUGUGGGUUUUAUCGAUUGAAAAUGCUAAUUUAAUUAGGUAUUUCCGGUUGCAACAUGACUUCUCAACCGUCAACUUUAUCGUUAAGCCGCAUGCCAUUUCAUGUUUGUAUAUGUGCCUGCAUAAUUGCCAUAUGCUGGAAACUUGCCGAAGGCAAAGUGUUUAAAAUAGGAUACAUCACUGGAGCCCAGUACGCUAAACCCUUCCCGAUCAUAUACGACCGAAUUGGCCAUCGGAUUAGCGGAGCAAUUUCGUUGGCGGUUAACGAGAUCAAUCAAAAUCAUCCUGAUCAUCUACUGCUUAAUGACACCUUGGAAUUCUUUUACGAAGAUACGUUCGGUUCCAAUAUUGACAGUAUCAACAUCACCGGCAAAUGGACGAUGUCCGAGCCGAUGGACGUAAUAAUUGGUCCUUAUGAAACAUGUCUGGAUGAAGCCAACCUUGCAUCGAGAGUGAAUAAACUGAUGCUGUCGUAUGGCUGUCCAAAACCUGAGGCGAUUUCUCUGCUGGAUGAACGCGGACGCUGGGUGAACCACGACCAUACCAAGCAGGAAUAUUCAACCUUGAUCUUAAUGCAGCCUCGUGUACACAAUAUCGGUCGAGCCGUGGCUUCUCUUCUACUCCAUUACAACUGGAAGAAAGUCGCGUUUGUGUACAACGUUUACGAACUCGACGAGGAGAAGGCGGGCGAAAACAUCCGAGGUGUCUUAGAAGAAAAUGGAAUACAAAUUCUGCUCAGCCGGAUGUAUAGAAAAUACAUUUAUGUGGGACUGGACCCUGACGCUACACCGUUUAAGCAAAUUGUGCAAGACAUCAAGAAUGCCUCCCGAAUUGUGGUGGUGGUUGGAUACAUUGACAGCCAUGUAGCGUUUAUGAGGGAUAUGGCCCGAGAGGGACUGCUUGACAAAUGUCACGAGUACGACUGGUUGAAGUACAUUUUGUAUGGACAGUUAUACUUUGAUGUGGUUUGCAACGGAAGGAAGUGGCCAGAAAGUAUCAGCCAAUUAGUAAAGUGUUAAGUGUACUUUGAUCUCUCAUAAAACAAUCAAUAAAAUGUUGUCUCAUGGUUUGUCUAUGAGUGUUUUUAAGUUGAAGGCGUGUUCUGUCAUCUUUCAUAUUUUGGAUCAGAAAUCGCUUCUGAGUGCUUGAGGAGAAGAACUCCUUGUGAAUGAAUUAAUGUCAUCUUGCAUAGCUAGCAGCUCUGGAAUAUCUGGUCUUGGGAAGUGUUCUCUGGCAUAUCUUCUUGUCCUAGAUGUUGUUGCACUGUUAGUCUGAAUGAGUCUGUAUAAAGGUCACCGUUAGCAGAACGAUUGGGUUAGCGUCGUGCCUGAGUUAGCUGUUUAGUAAAGGUCAUUCACCACCAUAAACCAUCAGUAGCUUUACCCUAUCUGACAUGGAGGGCAUUUGGUGGUGAAAGUCAUUCUAUGUGUUUUUACGCGCGGUUGUGUGGUUUAUCGAGUCGACUAAAUGCAAUAGUCAUUGUUACCUGUCCGAUUUCACCUGUGCGAUUUUACCUGUGAACCCGGAUCGCCUGCCUGUUACCGGUCUACAGUGGGAUACCUUUGUGUUUGUUCUUGCGGAUUGGAUGCAGCUGGAUGCCGGCGAGCACGGUGCCAACCGGGUGACGCGGGUGAAUUCGCGGUUGAAGAACCACACGGAUUUUGUAUGUUUGAAGACACCAUCUCGAAUACAUCCAUUGACAUAUUCAAAUCCUUUCUGGGCGUCAUUCCCACGCCAAUCUCAGCCCAGCAUCAUGCGGAGUUUACCGAAAAGGUCAACUAUUAUUUACAGAAGGAGCCAUUUAAUUUCACCUUGGGCGCUGCGCACGAUUUCAACGUGAAAGAGCCGGCGUUUCAUUUGUACGAUGCGGUGAUGAUGUAUGCGCGAGCCCUGAACGAGUGCCUGUCUAAUCCCACCGGUUGUCGGAACCCGAAACGCGGAACGGCAUUAGUAAACUACAUUCUGGAUCGACCGUUUCAGAGUUACAUGGGAUUCGGUAGUUACAUCGGACGGAAUGGGACCGCCCAGGGGAAUUAUUCUCUGCUUGCGCUAAAAGAACAUGUUGUCAAUGCGAGCCAUUCCGAAUUUGGAUUGUAUGAUGUUGCUUUCUUUCGACUGAAUGACCGCAACAGAAGCGACUUACCGAUUCUAGCCUACAAAAACAACGAAACGUUUUCUUUCCCAUUUGGUCGUGCUCCCCUUGACGAACCGGCUUGUGGAUUCGAUAUGCAGAAAUGCCAGUCUAAAGGCGAAAAAUACUCACAUUGGUACCUUAUUCUGGGAAUUGCCGGUAUCUUUGUAUUGGUGGUUUUUGCUCUGAUUGCGGGAAUGAUCUUGUACAGAUAUCAGUUGGCCAAACGGGAAGCCGCAAUGUGGAUAUGGAAGAUUGAAUGGGAACAGUUGAAUGUCGAGAAGAUGCAAAAAUACAUGGAACACGGAUUGGAUCAGGACGGUUGCGAAUGCGCCAUAUCCACCAGUGUGACCUCGGUGACGCGGCUUCUGGAUGCGGUUUUUGUUGACGUACGGGUACCCAAAAAGCUCAAUACCGAACUGGGCUUCUACAAUAAUCGUGUUGUUGCGGUAAAGUUACUGAAGAAACCGCAGGUAACGUUGACAUCGGAAGCCAUUAAAGAGCUUAUACAGGCACAUAGUUUACGCAAUGACAACCUGUGCAAUUUUAUUGGUGCCAGCUUGGAGCCAGUGUGUGUUGUAACCGAGUUUUGUCCACGAGGAAGUUUGCACGAUGUACUGUACGAUGAGAAGACCGUUUUAGAUUGCCUCUUUAUGGAAUCUAUGGUUGGCGAUAUAGUUAGGGGAAUGUGCUAUCUCCAUAUGAGUCCAAUAAAAAGCCACGGUAAUCUAAAGCCAACUAAAUGUUUGGUAGACAGCCGUUUCACCGUGAAAAUCUCAGAUUACGGUCUGCACGAAUUCCGACGCGGUGCGAGUUACGAUCCGCUAUUUGAGCUGUGCGAGUUUCGCCAAUACUUUGACCGUCUGGUUUGGACUGCGCCCGAAUUGCUCCGCGAUCCGCAUCGUCCACCAGCAGGCACACCAGCUGGCGAUGUGUAUUCGUUCUCACUAAUACUCUAUGAAAUUUAUGCACGCGAGGGUCCGUUUGAAAGAAUCCGUUUAACCUCUCAAGAUUUGAUCAAUGCUCUAAGAACGGGAAGACCUGGAGCACCGUUGCGACCGCGACCGGCGGAUCUCAUAGAAAUAUCGGACGUUCCGGAUUACGUUGUCAGUGUGAUGACUGAUUGCUGGAGUGAAGAUCCUGCACAGCGGCCAGAUUUCCAAACUAUUAAAAAACGGCUGCAAGUGAAGCCCACCAUUAUGGACAAUGUAUUAGCGCUCUUGCAGCGCUAUUCAAAUAAUCUGGAAGGGUUAGUGGCGGAAAGAACGACAGAACUGGAAAAGGAGAAAACGAAAACGGAAACGCUUUUGUUCGAAAUACUGCCAAGGCCGGUGGCUGAGCAACUUAUAAAGCAGGGAAAAGUGGAAGCCGAGCAAUACGAAAGCGUGACGAUAUUUUUCUCUGAUUUAGUGGGUUUUACUGCCAUGAGCGCUGAGAGCACUCCUAUGGAGGUUGUGGCGUUUUUAAAUGACCUUUACACGUUGUUCGAUUCUCUGUUGGAGCAUUACGAUGCAUACAAAGUGGAAACUAUUGGAGAUAGCUACAUGGUUUGCAGUGGGCUACCUAUACGCAACGGUGAUGCUCAUGCUGGGGUUGUGGCCAGCAUGUCCCUACAUCUCCUGGAAGAAAUUCAACAUUUUCGUAUUCAGCACAGACCUGACCAGCCGCUUCUGUUACGGAUCGGGAUCCACAGUGGUCCUGUUGUUACUGGAGUAAUCGGGCGCAAAAUGCCACGAUAUUGCUUGUUUGGGGAUACCGUAAACACGACUUCCCGAUAUGAAUCUACUGGUCUACCUCAAAAGAUUCACUGCAGUCCCCAGUGUAAGGUCCUCCUAGAUAGUCUAGGAGGCUAUCAGCUGGAGCCUCGAGGGGUGGUGCACAUGAAAGGCAAAGGUGACCUUUUGACCUAUUGGCUCGUUGAUGAAGAUCAAAUCCGCAAAGAUGCUCGUCGAACAAAAAGUAUCUCUUUAUCAAACGAUCCCAAUAUUCCCAGCCCGAUUCUACAAAGGUGGGGGAAUCGCUUUAAGCGGCAAUUUAGCCGGUUAAAAAAGGAUCCAUCAACCACCAGUUCGCUCCGCAACUCUAUUGUACAAGAUGAUCUGAAAAAAUGAGCAGCGACGAGUUUUGUGUACGUACUAUUUUUUAUAGCUUAUUUGCUGUUCAGGAACUCCAAUCUUUUUGGAUUGGUAAGCUCGAAGCAUUGUGCUACACAGCUGCUACACACAAAAAUAAAACAAAGUUUUUUAUGGUUUCCUUUGCACGCAACAU